UGGCUCGGUGCCGCGGCGGGGUCACGCCUGCCCGGAGCUCGGCGCUGGGCUUUCCCAGCCGCCCGCCCGCCGCGCCGCAGCCCCAUGUCCGCGCUCCCCGCCGCUGCCGACAUCAAGAGGGCUCUGGAGAACAGCCCCGAGACCAACAUCGAAGAUGAGUUGCCCGACGGGCCGCCGCAGCCGCGGCCCAAGAACUACCUGCUCCUCAGCAUCCUCUCUUGCUUCUGUCCCGCCUAUCCCGUCAAUAUCGUAGCCUUCGUCUUUGCUGUCAUGGCUUUAAACAGUUAUAAUCAAGGAGAUAUUGAAGGGUCGAAAAGACUGGGUCGCAAUGCGCUCUGGGUGGCUGUGGCAUCGAUUAUCAUUGGCCUUGUCAUCAUUGGAAUCUAUUGUGUAGUUCAUUUCACAACGCAUGCAAUCUGAAGACCAGGACUGCACUUGGAGGAUAUCAUCAUGUAUAUCUUGGGAGGGACAAAAGAAGACGAGAAGGAGAUCCUUCAUUCCAGACUGUUAGAUUUGACCCUACAAGUCUGCAGAGGCAUGUUGCUGGUGGAUGAACUGAUAAUCCAGUUAGUUAAUCAGCAUGGCGUGACCAGGUUUUCCAAAUCAUUUAUUUAUAAGGAAUCUCAGUAUAAAGCAUAAUUUUCUCUUUUACCUGAAUGUAUAAUGAGAUCUUGCCCUAACAGCUCCUUUUUCUUUCUAAUAUACAUGGAAUGUGUGCUGGAUCCAUGAUGUUCCCUGGCUGACCCUAGCCAGACAAAGCCUACAUAUUCGGACUGUUUUAUAGUGCACUAUGUAAGAUCUGCUGCACAGCCUGCUGAAGCUAGUAAGAACUCCUGUUGCCUCCAGUGGGUUUUGGAUCAGGCCAUUAAGGAUAUUUUUAUUCCUUUAAAAUAGUCUUGACAUAACAAUCAUAACCAUGGGUUUGUGAUUUUAUCCUGCUAUGUGGUUUUCUAAUGCUGUGGGCGUACUCUGACUCAGUGGCUGCUUUCCUGUCAUCCUCAGCUUUUAGGUCUUUACCUUGGAUUUUUAACUGCCUGGGACCGAUUCCAAACACUUGAUUAUUAAGUGACACUCUUCUUCCAUAGCAUCCAUGUUUUCCUUAAUUAUUUGUUUUGUUGUCUUUAAUUGUUGAACUCCAUGAUUUAGCUCCAAUUCUGCUUUAAAGUUGCAAUGAUCAUAUUUUCCUCUUUAAACUUCACAUAUGAAAAAAUUUCCUAUUUUUUUUAUCUUGACAAAAGAUUUUUAAAUAGAUGUUCUUCUUCAUCCCUUUGUUAUUGUUCCUCCAGCAAGUCACAUAGUUUCAUCAUGUUCUGCUUUGUUCAUGUCUCUUUUUGUUCAGUUCAUCCUCUCAUCUUGCUAUAAAUAGUCUAUAUAUCAAUGCAGUUGGAGAUGGACAGACUUUUGAACCCUCAUACAGUUACAUAGACUCUUGCUGGUCCUAAGAUAUUACUCAGUGAACAGCCUGAGGUUACAGAAUUGAUGGCCUCUACUGCAGUUUCUUGGUACCUUAUGAAAAUUUUAGCAUGGCACAGCUGUGUCUUAUUAGCUGAUAACUGUUGGAUAGAAUAUAUGUGUUUUGUCACACAAGUAUUCCAUGUUAAAAGGAGUAAGCUCUGGUGACAGAUGGCUGCAUCUUCAGUGGUUGUUGCUCCAUUUGCUUUAAUUGUUACUCCAUCUUCAAGCAAGCUAUGCCAACUUACACUUACUCUCCUUGCACUAACAUAAAUCUGGACCCACUAUGCAGAAAUUACUUGCAGGUGCAAGUAAGAAAAGAAUCAUGCUUGGCAGCAGUACAACUACCUAUUAAAAAACCAAACAAGACAACAAACAAUUGUCUCCCAGAAGCUUUUGCCUGUUAAAGCAUAUGCCUGGAAGCAUGUAUUUUCUGUGCCUUGAGACUAUACUUUUAAUGUGCUUUUUUGCCUUUUUUUCUGCCAAAUUCUGUUUUUCAUUUAAGUCAGUGAUGCAUCACCUAUCCUUCAUUGAUCCUUACUCCAGUAGAAAACUUAAUGAACACUGGUGAAGUCAGUUUCUUCAGCAUUUACACUGAAUGAAUUUAUCCAUGUGGGAAUCUUGCCACUGAUUUUGAUGAUCCCAAGAAUUGGCUGUUCUGUGAACUCCUCUUUGGUUUUUGGAUACUAUUUCAAUGGUCUGAUACGUCUUGUGGGACUUUCAGUAGCUUGCCUUAUUAUCAGAUAUGAUAGAACUGUCAUUGAGAAGUGGAAUAAAAUUACUUUUAAUUCAUGUC
Molecule: messenger RNA, 2248 nt
Organism: Apus apus (common swift)
Lineage: Eukaryota; Metazoa; Chordata; Aves; Apodiformes; Apodidae
Gene: TMEM233
Product: transmembrane protein 233
Exons: 3
Coding region: 85-420 (111 amino acids)
Cellular component (GO): membrane
Source: RefSeq, a predicted model, not a curated record